GUUUUGUUCUCCCGUCGUCUCGACUCUGAUUUACAAGCCGGUCCUCUUUGCAAGUGUGCCACUGAUACCUUGCACGAAGAAUCUUAUUAUGUAAAUAUCACUUGAUAAGUAUGUAUCGCUUGUUCGAGCCUAGCAACUGAGAGCCGAAUUCGAUAAAUACUUGAUUAUGCUGAGAAAGAGUCGCUUAUAAUAAUAAUAAAAUUAAGAGGAAAGAGCAGAGAACUUCUCUGGCAUAUUAAAGUAUACUGACAAGAGGCCCGCCGCAGCUGGGGGUAUACCUACAUCACUCGAGAGAGCCGUCUGUACAGUACGUUUUACCUACUUAUAUCUCUCCUACAACUCAAGCAAAUAUGGCUUUAUCCAUUACUAGACUUGGUAGAAUAUUGUUUUUAAGCACCAGCGUCGAUGUACAUACGUAUAAAUUGCUCAAGCUGUCAAAGGUGUUGACAGUCAAUUUUUCAGUCAAAUCGGACAUUCCCGAGAGCGAUAAAGAUGCGGAAAAGACACUUCCGGCUCCAAAGGGCGAUGGAAAAGUCUUCAAGUCGGCGGAUGAGGUGGUCUCGGAUAUUCCCGAUGGCGCAAAGCUUCUGGUUGGUGGUUUUGGCUUGUGUGGCAUCCCAGAGAAUCUCAUCGAUGCACUGCUCAAACGUGGCUCGAAAGAUUUGGUUGUAGUCUCCAAUAAUGCGGGAGUCGAUGACUUUGGCCUGGGUAAGCUGCUCAAGGAGCAGAGAGUUAGGAGGAUGAUAUCCUCGUACGUGGGGGAGAAUGCAGAGUUUGAGAAGCAGUACCUCAGUGGCCAACUUGAAGUUGAAUUGACGCCUCAGGGAACCCUAGCAGAGAGAAUCAGGGCCGGUGGAGCUGGUAUACCUGCCUUUUACACACCCACUGCCUAUGGUACCAUUAUUCAAGGAGGUAACACAGUUAUUAAGUACGACAAUGCUGGAAAUGCAGAAAUAUCUGGUGAAUCCAGACAAUCUCAUCAAUUUGAGGGUAGACACUACAUUUUGGAGCACGCCAUCACUGGAGAUUUUGCUCUGAUUAAGGCGUGGAAAGCUGACACUUGUGGAAACCUUGUGUUCAGAAAGUCAGCAAGAAAUUUCAAUCCAACAAUGUGUAAGGCAGCAAGAAUAGCAAUUGCAGAAGUUGAGGAAAUAGUUCCUGCAGGUCAAAUUGAUCCUGACCAUGUUCACUUACCUGGUAUCUAUGUAGACAGAAUCAUCAAAGGAGAACGUUAUGAGAAGAGAAUUGAAAAACGAUCCACGAAACAGUCUCUGAAACCAACUAAAGUUACUCCAGCUAGCAAAGCCAGAAACAGGAUUAUUAGAAGAGCAGCACUUGAAUUCCAAAAUGGAAUGUACGCCAAUCUAGGAAUCGGUAUGCCAAUGUUGGCAAGCAAUUAUAUUCCAAAAGGCAUGAAUGUCACGUUACAAUCUGAAAAUGGAAUCCUGGGACUUGGACCAUUCCCGGAUGAAAGCAAAGUUGAUCCAGAUCUAAUUAAUGCAGGAAAAGAAACUGUUACUGUUUUACCUGGCGCAUCGUACUUUAGCAGCGACGAAAGCUUUGCUAUGAUUAGAGGUGGCCACGUUGACUUGACCAUUUUGGGCGCAAUGCAAGUAUCAGCAAAAGGAGAUUUGGCUAACUGGAUGAUUCCAGGACAGUUGGUCAAGGGAAUGGGUGGUGCUAUGGAUUUAGUUUCCGCUGCUUCAACCAAAGUGGUGGUUACAAUGGAACACAAAGCUCGAGAUGGAAGCCCAAAAAUACUGCCAGAGUGUACCUUACCUGUAACAGGUCAACAGUGUGUUGAUUUAAUCAUCACUGAUUUGGCAGUUUUUGAAGUCACUAAAGGUGAAGGUCUGAAACUUAUCGAGGUUGCACCAAACGUCGACAUUAGCGAAAUUGUAAGUUCGACUGGAUGCGAGUUCACUGUUGCUGACGAGUUGAAAGAAAUGGGACAGGUUCCUGAAUAAAAAGUCUUUGAUUAAUUUUUAUACGUACUUUAUAAAAUUGUCCUUGUUAAUUAAAUUUGGACUGUUGUUGAGGAGGGGUGUGGGUGCUACUCUGUACAAUUUCUUGUAUAUAAUUGCAAACCGACGAAUUUUGUAAAGCAAAUGCAAGAUGCGACUUUUUUUACAUGUACAUAAAUGUUAUGCGUAAAUGCAAUAAAUAUAAUAUAUGGAAAUGAA
Molecule: messenger RNA, 2183 nt
Organism: Copidosoma floridanum
Lineage: Eukaryota; Metazoa; Arthropoda; Insecta; Hymenoptera; Encyrtidae
Gene: SCOT
Product: Succinyl-CoA:3-ketoacid CoA transferase
Biological process (GO): ketone body catabolic process
Cellular component (GO): mitochondrion
Molecular function (GO): succinyl-CoA:3-oxo-acid CoA-transferase activity
Source: RefSeq, a predicted model, not a curated record